Molecule: messenger RNA, 2400 nt
Organism: Stylophora pistillata
Lineage: Eukaryota; Metazoa; Cnidaria; Anthozoa; Scleractinia; Pocilloporidae
Product: dnaJ homolog subfamily C member 21
Cellular component (GO): cytoplasm
Molecular function (GO): zinc ion binding; nucleic acid binding
Source: RefSeq, a predicted model, not a curated record
UUUAUUUCGCCAUCAUCAGAAAACGUGGUAUGAGAAGGCCACUUACAAAAAAUUAUUUUUUCGGGAUCUUUUUUCCCUAGAGGAAUCAAAAUUACGAAAACAACUUUUUUUUUAUUUCAGCUAUCUGUUAAGAGUCACGAUCUUGAAAUGCCGCGCUGUUGUUAUGAAGUAUUGGGGGUCGAAAGAGAUGCUAGUGAUACUGAGAUAAAGAAAUCUUACCGAAGACUUGCUCUGAAAUGGCACCCAGAUAAAAACACUGACAACUCUGAGGAAAGUACCCGAGUCUUUACAGAGAUCCAACAAGCUUAUGAAGUGCUUAUAGACCCACAGGAGCGAGCAUGGUAUGAUAAACAUCGCGAACAAAUCAUCAGGGGAGGAGAUGACUAUGUAGACAACAGUAUUAAUUUGAUGAAGUACUUCAGCGCCAGUGUUUAUUGCGGUUUCGGAGACGACGAACAAGGAUUUUAUGCGGUUUAUACCAAUGUUUUCAAAAUUAUAACGAAAGAAGAUGCUGAAUUUGCGGAUGGUCAAGAUCUGGAUGUACCUGAGUUUGGAACAUCCACGAGUGAUUAUGAGGAAGUUGUUCAACCUUUUUAUGCUUACUGGCAGAGCUACUCGACUCUGAAAUCGUACGUCUGGUUGGAGAAAUACGACAUCAGAGAGGCACCCAAUCGAAGAGUUCAAAGGUUGAUGGAAAAAGAUAACAAGAAAAUCCGAGAUGCCGUGAAGAAGGAGAGAAAUGAAGAAGUUCGCGCCUUGGUAAAAUUCGUUCGUAAAAGGGACAAGCGCGUCAAAGCAUAUCUUGAGUUGCUUAGGGAAAAAGACGAGGAAAGGAAGCGAAUUACAGAACAAAAACGUCUGGAAGCUUUGCGAGAACGGGAGAAGAUGUUGAAAGCGUACAAGGAAGAGAGCUGGGCCUCCUUGUCUGGAUUGGAGGAGGACUUGGUCCAAAUGAAUGUUCAUUUGGACAGUGAAUUCGGCAGAGAUAAUGACAUCAUUGACAGCCAAUCGGAUGAAGAGGAGGUACAACAAUAUUAUUGUGUGGCUUGUGACAAAGCGUUUAAAACAGAGAAGGCGCUAGUUAACCACGAGAAGUCGCGGAAACACAAAGACAAGGUCGCUGCAAUCAAACGAGAAAUGGCCGACAGUGAAGAUAUCGAUGAGCUUGCGCUACUUAAUGGAGAAAAUGGCGUGAAUGAAUAUUACGAUACCAGAACAGAAUCAGAGUAUUUUAGUAAGAGACAGCAUAGUGUCGACGAGACUGGCACAGAUUUUGUGAGUGUUGGAGAAUUAGAUCUGAUGGACUCCGUAGAUCUGUCUACCAUGAGAAUUAAAGGUAACAAUCGGUAUAAAGUAAAAGUGUUGCACGAGAGGAAACGAGCUUUAUCAGGAAUCGGAGAGGGUGAUUUGGAAGGGGGAGGGGAAGAGGUAGAAGCCAACAACGAAGAGAGCAAUGGAAAUGAAGCAAAAUCAGGGGAACGAGAGGCACAUGAAAAUAUAGGCAACGAAAAGAGCGAGGAAAACGUAAAUGAAGACGAUAGUAGGGAAUCUUUGUCAAACGCUACAACAACAACAACAACUGAUAUUGAUAAUCAAGAGACGGAAGACGAGAAAGAGAACUUGGAAUCACAAGAAUCUGGGGGCGAUAGACAGACGACUGGUGCCGUCACAGAGAAAAGAAAACCCAAAGAAGGAAAUAAAAAUUCACCUCAAGCGAGUAAAGAGCCAUCAGCCAAUUUUUUUAAGUGCAACGUGUGCCAAGGUUCAUUUCCGACAAGAAAUAAAAUGUUCCAACACAUAAAAGAGCUUGGACAUGCACUUAAACUGGACACAAAUCGUGAAGCCGAUGAUUCGCAACGUCAGGGCAAGAAGAAAAACAAGAAGAAACGUUAAGAUCAAAAUUUUGACUUUAAAAUUUCGAAGUAUGCCAUUCUAAAGAAAUUGUUAUUUACAUAUUUUGGUGACACGGGUACUUGACGUUUUUGCUUUUCAAGGUUGAAUGCGUUCCGACCUGCGAACAUGCAGAACUCGAGCCAAAUCAAGCGCAAUCAUUUUUGCCUCUUGUUGUAUCGUAAAAAUAUGCAGGUGUAUGUGGUUCUAUUGACAUGAAUCGCCCAUCAAGGUAGUUUUAUCCACAAUAAUCCGUCUUCAGCGCUGACUUGUUCAAAUAAGGCAAUGUUUAUUUACAGAUUUGAGUUGCUAGUGGCGCUAAUCAAGUUACGCAGUACAACGCAGUACACAUCUACUAUGAUGACUUAUUACGCAAACCCCUGUCUCGGAAGACAAAAUUAAUUGCCUCUUGGACUAUCUCCAAUACUCAAUUGUUCCAUGAAUAUUUAGUCACCACAAUUCUUAGAAAUAUGCAUAUUGUAGGAAUAAAUUAUUUUAAGACAUUUUUUA